Molecule: messenger RNA, 2033 nt
Organism: Pangasianodon hypophthalmus (striped catfish)
Lineage: Eukaryota; Metazoa; Chordata; Actinopteri; Siluriformes; Pangasiidae
Exons: 5
Coding region: 259-960 (233 amino acids)
Source: RefSeq, a predicted model, not a curated record
CUUCUUGUUUUCACUUUCUGGAAGCGCGCGCCUCCCGGAAGUAAAGUUUCAUACAUACAGUAAACAAAUCUCAGAGGUUUCAUAUACAUAUACAAACACACACACACACACACUAUUUACACCGAGGCCUCUGCUGCAGCCGAGCACAGGAGUUUCAUCUGGCCCGAAGCGGCUGAAUGACUCAGUGUGACGAAGACUGAGCAACACUAAAGCAGGACACUGACUGUGAAACACAGCGAGACACACAGCGAGUGUGAGAUGGAGGAAGCAUACACGGCUUUGUAUCAGGAGUUCCUCCGUCUGCAGUUACUGUGUCUAAAACAGGCUGAAAUGUUACAGCACCUCACCGAGGCACUGAGAAAACAUCAAGGUGUGGCUCCUGUCUUUAAUGGGAAUUUUGAAGACUUGUAUUCGGAGCCAGAUCAGUACAGAUGUGAUGGAUUGGUGGCGUUCACCCACGCAGAGGACCGAGCACAAGCAGCUCACAUACACAAACAAGUGGCUCACACACACACCCCUGCUGCUCACACACACACCCCUGCUUUACACCCUGCAGGUAUUACAGAUGAUUCUGUGGUUUUCCCGCUUGCUGGAGCUUUGAACAGACUGCACCUGGAGCCAGUGCAGGAGAAGGCGAAGGUCGAUGGAGAGGCAUCAGCAUCGGGACAGUGUGAGACGGAAAAGUGCAGUAUUCUGGAUGAGUUACGACAGGUUGAGCAGCGCUGGUACAGCAGCCAAACACCUAAACAACAACCACAACAACAACAACAACAAAAACAACAACGGCGGCCGUGGUCGUCGUCGUUCCUGACCAGCGAGAUGCUGAGCGAGGCGGGCGGGAUGCUGAUGUCCCGCGUCACGCUGCACUCUCAGGUGUGCGAGUUCUGCCACGCCGUGUUUCCCGGACACACCACCACCAGGGGAGAGUUCCUCCGUCAUCUCACCACACACAUCUCCUGACACUUUACACGUGUCUAAGAGUGAUGCUAGCACGUGGUACGUCGUAGAUGAGACUGUUAUGUUUAAAGACGGGAUGGUUUAAAGGUUAAAGGUUAAAGGUUUUUAUGCUGCAUGAGUCUUUGAAAUCAUUUUAUCACAAGCAUUAUGUUUAUUAAGAUAUUUUAACUGUAUACCUUUAAAAGAGCAAAAGUAUCUAAUUAAUCAAAUGUAAAAGGCUAAAUACCAAAAAGCUUAGCUAAUUUCCUAAAACGGUUUUGGCAGUUUGAAUUGUAUGAUAUUAAAUCAUAUUUUCUGUGAAGAUUUACUUUAUCACAUGUAGAAAUAAUACUACCUGUACUUACACUGAGCUAAUGUACUAAGUGUAAAUGCUAGUACAGUUUCUUUCUGCAUUAAACCAGCACUGACACUACUGUAGAUCACACUGUAGUCACUGCUGUUAAAGUGAUUCUGAGACAGCUAAAUAUAAAGGUUUUGCUCACAACAGUCUGAUAUCUGUGUCUGUAUUUAAACCCUGUGUACAGUAUGCACAUAUUCAAAUUAUAUAAUUCCCCUGUGAUUCCCAGUGUCUUGCCUUAUUCCAGCCAUAGUGUUGUUGAAUUCUGGAUUGUGAUUGGUCAGAAGUUGUUGAUUAAUUUUCUAUAACAGCAGCUCCGACAAUAGUGGAGCUGCAAAUCACUGGUUUAUAUGAAUGCGCUCGUUCUAAUAUGUUAUCGUCGCUAUAGCAACAGCUCAUUCCCAGGGACUCGCACAGCAGAAGCUCCACGUGAAGUUUUCUGUAAGGAGAAAUGUGUUUAUGUAACAUUUAUGGAAGGAGUCUCCAGUGUCAGCGCUUUGUAACAGUCAGAGAUAAAGCUGCAACUUUAAGUUUUCAGACAUCUUCAUGACAGGAGUUUACGCUUUACAGUUUCUCAGUAACGUAACAAGCUGCGUUUUUUUUUUUUUUUUGUCUUAUUCAAGAGAAAGAAAAAAGAGAGGCUGGUGAGGGAACUACUGUUUAUAGCUGCUAUAAUGAAAGUGAGAAGAGGAACCUGUUUUGAGGACAUUCCACAACAUUAAAUGUAAUUAUAAAUAGA